Ostrea edulis (European flat oyster) is the source of this 2645-nucleotide messenger RNA. Its product is annotated as tripartite motif containing 13-like. The coding region runs from base 135 to 1799 and encodes 554 amino acids. The record is from RefSeq and is a predicted model, not a curated record. The transcript has 2 exons. Gene Ontology annotation, molecular function: protein binding; zinc ion binding. NCBI's taxonomy places the organism in Eukaryota, Metazoa, Mollusca, Bivalvia, Ostreida, Ostreidae.
CACACUUUAAAGCUAUUUAAACAAGAGCUAUCACGCAGUGUAUACAAGUCGCACAGGACUAGACUGGAGGUCGAAAGAACGGGGAGGCCAUGUUGGAUUUACAGUGAACUUCUCGUGUGACCCACACAUCAGAAAUGCAUCCCCGGCGCAGUGCGCAGGAAGUCCUACUGUGUGACCUCUGUGAAACUGUCCCCCUACAGAGUCACUGUGAACUUUGUAAUAUAAAUCUCUGUGUUAACUGUGUCGGUAAACAUCUCUCCGAUUCCUCUAAAGAUCACAAUAUCGUGCCCUUUAUAAAACACAUAAAGUCUACCCCUAACAACCCAAAAUGUCCGAAACACGCCAACAAACAUUGUGAAAUGUUCUGUGAGAAAUGCGACGUUCCUGUCUGUUCUACUUGCGUCACUUCAGGUAAACACAAAGGUCACGAUAUAUCAGAUGUUCUGGAAAAACUCAGCGCUAAAACAGAAAGUUUACAAAAAGAUUUAGAGGAACUAGAGAGCAGAAUUUAUCCCCGAUAUGAAGAAAUGGCGUCCGGUGUCCAAACUGAGAAAUCCGAGUUAGAAACGAAUUACGGGAAACUGACAACAGCUGCCGACCAACAAGGAGAAGCCUUACACCGGGAGGUCACCGCCAUUGUCAACCAGCGGAAAUCCGACAUCCAGGAGAUGAAAAACAAACAUAUGGCCGCUCUAGAUAAAAACACAGAUGAAAUUACACAGAGAAUUACAGAACUUAGAAAGAUCAUUGAGGACCUGAAGAAAAUACUGAACACCAAGGACGUCUCUCUAACGUCUACUUACAAAUCUAGGAAUGGUGAGUUCCGGCAAUUACCUCCUGAAGUCCGAGUCACAUUACCGAGUUUAUCUCCUCAGAAAAUAAACACAGAAAAGCUCCGUGAAAUGUUUAGUUCUCUGUCGCCAUUAUCCAUUAACACAGAACAAGGCGACACAAUGAAGUCAGCAGAAGCUGUAUCGUCUCCUCCAGUCAAACCACUGCUUGAUGAGCCGCGCGUCACCGCCACCAUAGACACUGGGUAUAGACCACUAUACAGUGUUAGCUGUCUGAGUGAAGAUCAAGUCUGGACACUCGGGGAGAACAAAACCAUGAAGCUGCUCAACCUCCAGAGUAAACUACUGACAUCAAUACAAACCAAGUCAGGGAUACCACCGCGGGACAUAGCAGUGACACGGGACGGAGAUCUUGUUUAUACUGACGAUAGUAAUAACACCGUGAACUUAAUUAAGAAUAAACAGAUACAGACCGUGAUCACACUACAGGGGUGGAGACCUGGCUAUGUCUGCUGUACCGCGGAUAACGAUCUCCUGGUUACCAUGGACAGUGAUGAUUGGAAACAAUCCAAAGUCGUGCGUUACUCCGGCUCCACAGAGAAACAAAGCAUUCAGUUUGAUGAUCAGGGUCGUCCUCUCUACUCAUCUGGUGGUUACUAUAAACACCUCAGUGAGAACAAGAACCUGGAUAUCUGUGUGGCUGACUGUAACGCUAGAGCAGUAGUGGUGGUCAAUCAGUCAGGAAAACUCCGAUUUAGAUACACUGGUCAUCCCUCUAAUACCAAGCAAUCAUUUAAUCCACGCGGCAUCACUACAGACAGCCAGAGUCACAUCCUGACAGCAGACAUUAACAAUAACCGUAUCCACAUCCUAGAUCAGGACGGACAGUUCCUCCGUUACAUUCACUGUGAUAAAUACUAUCCAUGUGGUUUAUGUGUGGACAUCAGAGACAACCUCUUUGUAGCUGAGUUUGACACUGCUAAAGUGAAGAAAAUCCAAUAUCUAUAAUCACAGUGUUAAUUACACAUCUCUACAGUGUUAAUUACAUCUACCAACACAGUGUUAAUUACAUCUACCAACACAGUGUUAAUUACAUCUACCAACAGUGUUAAUUACACAUUUAAAUACAGUGCAAUUUACAGCAAUGUGUUAAUUACAGGUCUGUGUUCACUACAGUGCUGUGUUAAUUACAGUUCCAUGUUAAUUACAGCCCUGAGUUAGAGAUGUGUAAUUAACGUGUAUUGAAUCUAUUGACACAGUAGUUGUGUACUUGUGUUUGUGUGUUUAACUGAGUGAACAUUUGUCUCUCACUGCUGUUUAGUAAUAUCUGUAUUAUUAAUGAAUCACUGUUAAUCUUAGUAUAUUGAUUACUAAUUUGACUAAGUUACUAGUUAUCAAUCUAUACACAAUCUUUUAACACGUGAGUCACUGAAUACAAUUUAAUGAAUGCAAAUCAGUUAUUGUGAAGAACUUAGAAAUUUCACUUUGUCAUUAAUUUUUUGGAAAUUUCACUUUGUCAUUAAUUUUUUGGCCCAAUUACUAACUAGACUUUGUUAGUAGUUAUUCAUCUAUCUAUAUAAAAUAUUUUCAUGAAAGGCGAAGAUAACGAACAGUGAUCAAUCAUCUAUUUAUAUAAAAUCUUUUGAACGCAUGUAUAUUGAUUAAUGAAGGAAAGUCAAUCAUUGUGAUGUACUAAUUGAUUGAAUUGAAUUCUAUAGCCUUGAAUUAUAGUACAUCUACUACUGAGUACUUGCAUGUAUGCAUGUACUUGUUUUUGUGUGAUGAACAACUAAUGGAACAUUAUUAUGUGAAUGAUUGUAUAUUAUUUGUAUUAUAUAAACACUAUUUAGAGUA